AUGGCUCUCCCGCCGUCUGCUGCUGCUGCUGCUGCUGCUGCUGCCUCCGAAACGCCAGCCACGGGGGCUGCACAAAAGGCUGCAGUACUGCCUGCUGCUGCUGCAAUAAAUGCUGCUGCUGCUGCACCAGCUGCUGCAGGGGGCGUUGCUGAAGACACAGCAAAUGAAGCAGCAGCAGCAGCAACAGCAGCAGCAGCAGCAGCAGCAGCAGACUCAUCGCAGCGACAACGAGAAGCAGCUGCUGCUGCUGCCAGUCCAACAGCUCCUCGGCACACAGCGGAGCCCGCAGGGGCAGAGGGGGCAGCGGCUCUGGAGUCCCUUCGACUGCAGCAGCAGCAGCAGCAGCAGCAGCAACAGCAGCAACAGCAGCAGCAAGCGCUGAUGCAGAGCCAAGAGCAGCAAGUAGCUGCUGCUGCUGCAGCAUGGGGGUCUGUGGGGGCGGCAGUGAAUGCCCAGCAGCCAGAAGCAGAGGCUGCAGCAGAAGGCGUCACAGCAGCAGCAGCAACACCAGCGACAGCGACAGCAGCAGCAGCAGCUGCAGCUCAGGAGCAGCAGCUAGCCAGUGCGGAGCCAGCAGCAGCAGCCGCAGCUGCUGCUGCUGCUGCUGCUGCCUGCAAUGAAGCUGUGUCUCCUGAUGGGGCUCAGAAGCCGUAG
Messenger RNA from Eimeria mitis, 654 nucleotides. RefSeq lists its product as uncharacterized. The record is from RefSeq and is a predicted model, not a curated record. Bases 1 to 654 code for a protein of 217 amino acids. The transcript has a single exon. Lineage: Eukaryota; Apicomplexa; Conoidasida; Eucoccidiorida; Eimeriidae.